This is a messenger RNA of Sorghum bicolor (sorghum), 1167 nucleotides long. NCBI's taxonomy places the organism in Eukaryota, Viridiplantae, Streptophyta, Magnoliopsida, Poales, Poaceae. The record is from the annotation of a RefSeq genome assembly.
AUGACUAUAAGGAACCAACGAUUCUCUCUUCUUAAACAACCUAUAUACUCCACACUUAACCAGCAUUUAAUAGAUUAUCCAACCCCGAGCAAUCUUAGUUAUUGGUGGGGGUUCGGUUCGUUAGCUGGUAUUUGUUUAGUCAUUCAGAUAGUGACUGGCGUUUUUUUAGCUAUGCAUUACACACCUCAUGUGGAUCUAGCUUUCAACAGCGUAGAACACAUUAUGAGAGAUGUUGAAGGGGGCUGGUUGCUCCGUUAUAUGCAUGCUAAUGGGGCAAGUAUGUUUCUCAUUGUGGUUCACCUUCAUAUUUUUCGUGGUCUAUAUCAUGCGAGUUAUAGCAGUCCUAGGGAAUUUGUUUGGUGUCUCGGAGUUGUCAUAUUCCUAUUAAUGAUUGUGACAGCUUUUAUAGGAUACGUACCACCUUGGGGUCAGAUGAGCUUUUGGGGAGCAACAGUAAUUACAAGCUUAGCUAGCGCCAUACCAGUAGUAGGAGAUACCAUAGUGACUUGGCUUUGGGGUGGUUUCUCCGUGGACAAUGCCACCUUAAAUCGUUUUUUUAGUCUCCAUCAUUUACUCCCCCUUAUUUUAGCAGGCGCCAGUCUUCUUCAUCUGGCUGCAUUGCAUCAAUAUGGAUCAAAUAAUCCAUUGGGUGUACAUUCUGAGAUGGAUAAAAUUGCUUCUUACCCUUAUUUUUAUGUAAAGGAUCUUGUAGGUCGGGUAGCUUCUGCUAUCUUUUUUUCCAUUUGGAUUUUUUUUGCUCCAAAUGUUUUGGGGCAUCCCGACAAUUAUAUACCUGCUAAUCCGAUGCCCACCCCGCCUCAUAUUGUGCCGGAAUGGUAUUUCCUACCGAUCCAUGCCAUUCUUCGCAGUAUACCUGACAAAGCGGGAGGUGUAGCCGCAAUAGCACCAGUUUUUAUAUCUCUCUUGGCUUUACCUUUUUUUAAAGAAAUGUAUGUGCGUAGUUCAAGUUUUCGACCGAUUCACCAAGGAAUAUUUUGGUUGCUUUUGGCGGAUUGCUUACUACUAGGUUGGAUCGGAUGUCAACCUGUGGAGGCACCAUUUGUUACUAUUGGACAAAUUUCUUCUUUCUUUUUCUUCUUGUUCUUUGCCAUAACGCCCAUUCCGGGACGAGUUGGAAGAGGAAUUCCAAAAUAUUACACGGAAUAG